GUGUGUGUGUCUGUGUCUGUGUGUGUGUCUGUGUGUGUGUGUGUGUGUGUGCGUGCGUGCGUGCGUGCGUGCGUGCGUGUGUGUGUCUGUGUGUGUGUGUCUGUGUGUGUGUGUCUGUGUGUGUGUGUGUCUGUGUCUGUGUGUGUGUGUGUGUGUGUGUUUGUGCGUGCGUGCGUGCGUGUGUGUGUCCCAAAAUGCCAUGUGUGUGGGAGUGUUUGUUUGUUUGUGUCUUUUUCUACUCUUCUUCUUCGGGCAAGCAAGAAGGCUUGGAUACGAGGCUCGUAGCACGCUGAUGCACAAUCCGCACACCUCUCCUUGGCUACUUUCACGCUCCGAUGCCUUCAGGAUAGUGCUUUGUUUUCUACCCAUUUCCGGGUCACGUGCAACAAGAAAACGAUCCAGAAAGCGCUUUGUCGUUCAACAGCAAGCUAUUUCAAGAUGGUAAAUGGUAAAUGUUUGGACAAAGAACCUAACACACUUGCCGUUAGCUUUCUCGAAAUGUCACCUACAAGGUGCGAAACUGCUGUGGUGAACAAGAACUCGAUUCACAUUUCUCUUUAUACUAGGAAUAAAGACUGUAUGUCAUAGAACGUGGUACACCCUAAGAUGUUCGCUUGCUCUGCUUCGACUUGAAAUAGUGGCACGUGUUUUUUCAGGUGGGUGUGUCUGCGCGUGCGCGGUGAAUCAUGAGCGGGCACCUUUAAUUAAAUUAACGUAUUUGUCUUGACUGGAGUCACAAUUGACUUCAUUAAUUGUCUUUUGAAAUGACAACAUUGGCAAUGUACAUUGUGGGUAUACAAUGGCACACUAGCAGAGGAUAUCCUGUCAUUGUCCUUUCAUCCUGUCAUUUUCCUAUCAUCCUGUCAUUUUCCGUGUUGCCCAGACAAGACCAGGUAGUCUCAGUGUGAAACCAUGUGUCAGUCAUUAUAUAUACAUCACAAAGCCAGUGUUGUACAUGUAUUCUAAUGCAUACUACUGUAUGUGUUUUACCGGAUAAAACUGUGCUGUAUUCCAAAUCACUGUUGCAACAUUAGUCAUGGAGAGAAUUGUACACACUAGAUGAUGGUGUGUUGUGAGAUCCCCCCUCCCCCUGAGGUAACACGCACCUACACAACACGUGUUAUGAUGGUGUUAAUGUCACUCAGAUAAUAGAAUAUUUUUGUCGCCCCGAUAGACUGACAAUACUGUAAUAUAGUAUUUACAGUACGGAUCGAGUCACUUGAGUUUGCUUUGUCUGCUUGUAAGUGGUAAUAGAAAUUUCCUUGUUGAAUCAUCAUCAGCAUUGUCUUGGUUAUCUUUUCAAUGAGAUUACACUGCAAUGAGUUAGUAAAGCUUACACACUUUACACAAUUGCAGUGGUGUGUGACAAGUGUUCAGAGGUCAAUACAAGUAGGAUGUUUUCAGGAAGGAGUUCACCUGUGACAAUGGCAACAUGAGGUGUUAUGCAGGAAGUUGGAAAAGGAAUUAUUUGGCUAUGGGAUGUGUUUGAGACCGCAUUUCUGUACUUGAUCUUUGGAAAUGUGAAUUACCUCAACGUGUUUUAACCCUAGUUCACAACAUUUGCAGGACAGCAAUCUGGUCUGGUUCAGCAAUUUACAGCCAGAUUGCAGCUAGACAGUAGUUCACACUAUAGUGUACCCACCCCGGAUGUGAGGGUGUGUGAGGAGGAGUAUAUAAGAGCAAGCUCACCAGCUCACUUCAUCAGUAUCGAGGAUAUCGGUCAUCAUCAUGUUUUCAUUUUUUGUGACAGUUCUUGUGCUCAUUCAAGUCAUUGCUACUUGUGGUGGUCAAAGUGUGUCAGAUGAGAGAAAUCAGCAAACAUGUGUGCCUGCUGGUGCUCCAGGAGUACCUGGAUCACCUGGGUUGCACGGAUUACCUGGACGAGAUGGAAUAAAGGGAGAGAGAGGAUUAGUUGGAGAUGUCGGCAGUAAAGGUAAUGCUGGGAAGAUAGGUCCACAAGGUCCACGAGGGAUAAAAGGAGAAAAAGGAGAAACCACAACACUCAACUGGAAACAGUGUGUGUGGAAUAGUGAGGAUGGGAAGGACAGCGGUCUGAUUCAGAACUGUAAUUUUAGGAAACAUGACAGCAAUUCAGCUCUACAUGUUGCAUAUGCAGGAAAUCUCAGGGUUUAUUGCUCCAGUGGUUCUUGCUGUUCUCGAUGGUAUUUUACAUUCAACGGUAAUGAGUGCAGUGGACUUAUGACUAUUGAGGGAGUUGUGUAUGGUCAACCAGCUAAUGAUAAUCCUCACCGUCACAGACAGAUUGAGGGAUACUGUGAGAACAUUCCAGCAGGUCAAGUCAUAAUUGGAUUCAACAUUGGAAACUGUAAAUAUACAUCAACAACAUAUGAUGGCUCUACAGGAUGGCAAUCAGUAUCUCGCAUUAUGAUUGCAGAAGUUCCUCCAUCACAAAAGUGACUGAAUUAGAGAGGAAUUAGAACUUGUGUUCAGUAUAGUUUGCAGUAUGUACAGUACGAGGUAGUUGAAGUACUGGGGUGGGUGCAUGGUGUGUGUGUGUAUGUCUCACUUUACUGGUUGUGAGUGUAUGUAUGAAUGAAGUAAUGGCAUUACAUGUUACUGUGACAUUGGUCAAUAUAUACAGUAAGUGUAAUGG
Corticium candelabrum is the source of this 2614-nucleotide messenger RNA. RefSeq names its product collagen triple helix repeat-containing protein 1-like. Gene Ontology annotation, cellular component: extracellular matrix. The transcript is spliced from 3 exons. Lineage: Eukaryota; Metazoa; Porifera; Homoscleromorpha; Homosclerophorida; Plakinidae. Bases 1729 to 2418 code for a protein of 229 amino acids. The record is from RefSeq and is a predicted model, not a curated record.